Molecule: messenger RNA, 1380 nt
Organism: Wallemia ichthyophaga EXF-994
Lineage: Eukaryota; Fungi; Basidiomycota; Wallemiomycetes; Wallemiales; Wallemiaceae
Exons: 10
Coding region: 1-1380 (459 amino acids)
Source: RefSeq, a predicted model, not a curated record
AUGCCGACGAUGAUGCCUUCAGGAUCACAGCCACAGCCACAGCCAGCACCCGGCAUCCUGAUCGUCAGCGCGAGUGGCAGAGACCUCGCCUGCGCCCUCCCGAACACCCUCUCAGAAGCGAUGGCAUCGGCGGGAGAGCGAUGGUGUAUACCCAACAACCUUGUUUUCAGAUUGGGCGUAAAGAAGAAAGAGGCGCCCGGGUACCUCGCAAACACGGCGCAGGGCGACCUUAUCAUACUGGGCGACGACGCUGUGUAUCAGGUAGUGAAAAUGGGCAAGAGCGUUUUGCGCACCGAGAUCCAGGUCUAUGCUACUAAAGAUACGCACGUCGCCGAGGAGAGUAAGUGGUGUCUGUCUGCUCUGCGCGAUCGAUUGACUCCCCGCUUCUGUCGGAUAGAAGCACCACCGCCGCCUCCCGAGCCUGUGCCUAUCGGUAUCACUGUUGAGAAUGCCAAAGGGAAAAUGUUCAGAUUGAACACAAAGGCUUUACCGGAGGUUAACAUGGACUGGUCGCAAAGCCAGGGUGGACAGACCAUCGCCGGUAAUUUCCUGGGCCAGCUCACUAUCAAAUCAAAGACAGAUGCGGAAGGCAGGAUUAACUUCCACGGGAAAGAGAUAGAGUCGGGCCUCAACUUCUCCAACCUUACAAGCGCUAGUGGUCAAGUCAAGACAGUUCAAAUGCGCUCCUGUUCCAGCAAGCCAUUCAUACAGCUCUUCUCGCCCAUAGAGCAGUUCCUGACUUUGGAGAUUUGCCUCGCCAGCUCGUGGAAGUGUGUGUCGACAUGGCCCACCUCGGAAAUCAAGAAAGAGAACGGGAAGCAGACAGUUGGGUUUUUCCUGCGUGUUGGACCUGGAGGCGUAGUUGAGGAUGUGGUUAGCGGAAGCAAGACUGCUGGAUUGUCUUGGGAGGCUGUUCCUGAACCUGGCACUGCACGUCUGUCGCCGGAUGACAAGACACCAUUCGACCCUGCGAAUCCAGAUCUGGUGGACUACAACGGCGUUCUCGUCCCUACAAAAGACUUUGCGACUAGAUUGGACAAGAUACUCAAUGAGCAAUUCCAGAUUAAUCCGCUGGUGAGAACCAGCUUCAUGGCUGAUAUAGUCCCACAUUUACUUAGAUAUCCACACAUCGCUUUUAGAUUCCUACCCCAAGACUUCUACGAACCAGCUGCAUCGCUUGCAAUUCGACCAACGCCCGAAAUAACAGGACGCGUAUUUCUUCUCUGGCAGGGAGUCAAGGAUGCGGGUAAGUGGAAGGCAAGCAAAAAGCGCGAGAAGAUGCCCAUCAACUGGGCAGAAAUAGUGGGUUACAAUGCAGCGCAGUUCAACAAAGACGCUCUAUUUAGAUGUGUGGAGCUGGGUUGGAUGGAGGUAGUAUAA